Messenger RNA from Angiostrongylus costaricensis, 1710 nucleotides. NCBI's taxonomy places the organism in Eukaryota, Metazoa, Nematoda, Chromadorea, Rhabditida, Metastrongylidae. The record is from the annotation of a GenBank genome assembly.
AUGAAGUCUCGUUUCACAAUAAUAGAUGUUUCCGCUGCUGUGAACGAUGUAAAGAGUCUGGAAGGUGCUCGAAUUAUCAAUGUCUACGAUAUCAAUCACAAGACGUACAUAAUGAAGUUAUCUAGUGCAAAAGAGAAGUUUCUUCUAUUGUUCGAGUCUGGAAUUCGUAUUCAUCGUGCUUAUCACGACUAUCAGAAGUCUUCAUUUCCCUCCAACUUCAGUGUGAAACUGCGCAAGCAUCUGAAUAACCGGAGGUUAGUUAGUCAGCUAGGUAUGGAUCGUAUAGUUGACUUGCAAGUUGAUGAAGGUGAACGAUGCUUCCAUGUGAUUGUAGAACUCUACGACAGGGGUAAUAUCGUCCUUACCGAUUCGUCUUAUACCAUUCUGAACAUACUUCGCCCUCGUUCGGAAAAGGAUACGGAUGUGAGAUUGGUCGUGAAGGAGAGAAAGUUCGAAUCUUUCUCUGAGGCUGUUGACGUCUUCUAUGCUGCGCAGGACGCUCAAAAACAGCAACAAGCUGCUCUCAGAGUGGAGAAAGAAGCGAUGAAGAAGCUUGAGAAUGUUAAGAAAGACCAGUUUCGCCGGAUCGUGGAGCUUGAGGAUAGUCGUGAUAUGAAUAUGAAAAUGGCCAAUCUUAUAAUAUUCAACCAGGACCUUGUAGACUCCGCCGUAAACAUCAUUUCUAAGGCGAUUGCCCAGAAAGCUAGCUGGGGUCAAAUAAAAGAGAUGCACUGUAAGGCGGUUAAAAAUGGUGAUCCGGUUGAGGAGAUUACGGGUUUCCUAAACACUCAAAGUCUUAUUUCGGAUCGUCAUUCCAGAUGGGAUGUUCCAAUUGAUGUUGGUAUGACUGCAUUCAGUAAUUCGCGUGAGCUUUACCAAUGUAUGAAGGCUGCCGCUGAGAAGGUUUUGCGCACAAAAGCAGCUGCUAAUAAAGCCAUCAAGAACUCCGAGGUUCAUUCACGUGUGGAUACUGCAUGGGUUCGGAAGAAAAUGUGGUUUGAGGAGUUCAUUUGGUUUAUUUCGUCUGAGAAUUACAUGGUCAUUGUUGGACGAGAUGCUGAUCAGAACGAACUACUUGUCAAAAGAUACCUUCGACCAGGAGACAUUUAUGUCCAUGCCGACGCCCAUGGCGCUGCUUCCGUCGUCAUUAGAAACAAGAAAGGAGGUGGUCAAAUUCCUCCUAAAACCAUGACGGAAGCUGCACAAAUGGCUGUUUGUUCUUCAAGUUCAUGGAGUUCCCACAUUGUUUCAGCUGCAUGGUGGGUGUAUGACCACCAGGUAUCAAAAGUUGCUCCUUCUGGUGAGUAUCUUGUCCAUGGAAGCUUUAUGAUUAGAGGGAAGAAAAAUUUCAUGCCUCGUAGUCCACUUCAGCUUGGUUUUGGGAUUUUAUUUCGUGUCGAUGAGGUCAGUGUCACUAACAGGAGGCAGCAAACACUGAUUUUCUACAUUCGUUCCAUUCUAGUAGUCUUAGAAAAUAGAUUUAAGUUAUAUUUCCAGGCUUUUAGUAAGUUCAAGUACAAAGUUAAGAUCACGCCAGGUACUUCUAAGAAAAACAAAGCGGGUAAAGCUGCUCUUGAUCUAUUUUUGCGUGUGGAGCAAGGUGAUCCUCGUGAAAAGGCACUAAUACGCACCCUAGUUGGGAAUGAAAACGCUUGCCGUAAUAUUCCUAAAGGAUGUCGCAUUCUCGCCCCUCAACUGUAUGCUAAAUGA